Metarhizium album ARSEF 1941 is the source of this 3192-nucleotide messenger RNA. RefSeq names its product carbohydrate-binding module family 19 protein. Bases 1 to 3192 code for a protein of 1063 amino acids. The transcript has 3 exons. Lineage: Eukaryota; Fungi; Ascomycota; Sordariomycetes; Hypocreales; Clavicipitaceae. The record is from RefSeq and is a predicted model, not a curated record.
AUGCGCUUCAAAGUGUAUAUCGCUGCGGCGACGUACCUGCUUUUGAAUUCAGAAACCGCUCAGGCUGGUCCUGUUAGACGGGCACAUAAUGUAAUUCCCCGUGAUGAGACAAGUAUCCCGACAGGCGCGCCUGAUCCGAACAGGGCUACUGCGCCCACGGGCGUGCCGCAAGCAUCGACCCCGGGACCGAAUUUGGAGUCGGGGAUUCCAUACAUGUCUGCUUCGUCGCACGCGUCAUCGCAUACCGGGACGGGGUCUGCGGUUCAUUCAGGACAGGCGUCGAAUACCCCUACUACACAUGCUCUCGAGGUUGCCCUUGCAACUGGGCCUCCUACGGCGAUGCUUGGGCUGGCACAGACGACGCAUGGUGCUGCUGCUGGGGCGUCAGAUGCCGCCGCCGGGGGCUCGACUUUGUCUGGCGGUGAUCAUGGUGCUGUUGAGUCUACGAGUGCAGCACCUCCCAUGUCUACGAUUGGCACAUCUCCAUCUGGGCUUGUUGGUACGGGACCGGGAACCGUGCCUGGUAGCACGGAACAAAGUACUGCAGUUGGUGCCUCGACGAGCAUACUCGGUGUAGCACCAACAAGUGCAAUCGGUUCGCCUCCAACUGGUGCCGCCGUCACGUCGAGUGUAUUUUUGACAUCUUCCCGGGGUAUGCUUGAGACAUCUGCAUCGAGUGGACUUGGCACAGAACCGACAACUGCAGUUGGUUCAUCUUCAACUACUGUCCUCGGUGGUGCUUCAAAAACAUUACUCGGUACAGAGUCAACCACUCCAGCUGGGGUAGCUCCAACGACUUUGAUCAGUGCAGAUUCAACAACUACAAGUGGUGCGACACCAACGACUACUGUCGCUACAGUACCGACGACCAUUGUCCCUAUUCCCACGGCGGGAGCAUCGAUGACAGCUGGUGGUGUGGCUGAUGCUCCGGCGUUGCUAUCGCACACCUCUACUUUGCCAACGUCAUAUGGUCUCAGUCAGACAACAACCACGCCCAGAGCUGUCACAACAUCAAGUACGAAAAUUGUCUUUGAGACGAGCUUCGGGGCCGUCCCAACCACGGAUGCCUCGUCUGUUCUAGGCUCACCCACAGCUGCUGAUCCCAGUUCCGGCAAACACACAAGCACAGCCGGCCCAUCCUCUCCAAUCUCGGCCACAACAAACAUUUCUGGUUUAGGCGCGUCUACAACUAUUUUGGAUCCAUUCACUCAGUCAUCAUCUGCGGUAGGCGCUCCGGGCUCUGGGACAGGUACAACUCCCGCGAUGGAGACCAUGACUGGGCAGCCGCAUUCCAACACGGGACCAAAGACGACGCCCAUCGGGACCUCACAUCCAUUCUCUGCAAACACGACUGGUACGCUGCCGGCUAUGAGUGGAGGGAAUCCAACAACAGCUCUUGCGGCGUCCCUCGCCCCUCCGCCAACCGCAGAUCAUAACGGCCCCACGACGACUUUGGGAUCGUCUGCAGCCGCUUCUGACGUACAGUUCUUCACCGGGCCUGAGAACAAGCCAACCGAUUUGAGGCCAUCUACGAGCUCUACUACGUCGUCUGCUCCGCAUAAUGACCAGACAGGUAGCAAUAUACCUAAUUUGACAACAACGGGACCUUCACAGGCAGUUUCGACAAUGUCGAUUCCCACAUCUCCUUCUUUGCAAACCAGCAACACAGGUGAUGCCUCAAAUCCUGCGAGGUUGCCAAUCACAUCUCUCCCAGGACUCGCAACACCAUCAUCUACCUCUUCUCGACCAUCGCCGCACACUGAGCAGCAGGAGCCACAGUCGAAGGCCCUGGCCACAUCAUCGCCCACAAUGACAGGCGUCGUGACUCCCACCGGCCAACCGAACUCCAAAGUCCCAACCGCAAUCUUCAGCUUCCCAACUGCCACUUCAUCUGUCCCCGCGUCCGUCUACGCGUCCAACCUCGCGCAGGCCAAAUCCCUCAACCGCCUCUAUUCCACGCUGACACGCCAAUCUUCCUGUGUGGGGAGCCAAGCGGCCUGUAUAUCCGGCCAAGUGGGCUCGUGCAGCAACGGGGCAUUUGUUCUCGACGCCUGUGCUCAGGGAGAAAAGUGCUAUGCGUUGCCCAUGACCAACGUCAGGGGUGCAAAGAUAGGCUGUUAUGAUCCUGCGUAUGCCCAAGGCAUUCUUGGGCCGGAGCAGAGCAUUGAGCCCCAACGCACUGGAUCCCACAGCAGCAGACCCCAAGGCGGCAUGCUUACUACGUUUAUAACCGAGACCAAGACACCGGUUGUUACACGUACGCAAGUUGUUACCGUCAAGUUGAAGCCGUCCACGUCCACACCUGCACUUGUUCCGACCCCCCAGCCAGAAGUCGGUGGCCCUCUGGGAGCCCAAUCCCAGUCGCAGCUGGUACCGACUACAUCCUCGCCCUCGAUGCCAACAUUAGAGUCAGCGUCGACGCCACCGUCAAAAUCAAUAGAAUAUAACCCCCCGGCUCCUGCUCAAUCAGCAGCAGCAACAACAACAACAACAACCCCAAACCCAUCCCCCUUUCCAGAAACUACCACACCACUGCUGCAAUCACCGGCAAGAGCACCAGAAUCCUCCCCUGAGACGACAACUACUCACCAUCUACCACCAGCAGCAACGACAUCCAACCCAUCUGCUUUUUCAGAAACAACCACGCCACUGCCGCAAUCACCGUCCUCCCCUGAGACGACAACUACUCACCAUCUUCCACCAGCAGCAACGACAUCCAACCCAUCUGCCUUUUCAGAAACAACCACGCCGCUACCGCAAUCACCGUCCUCCCCUGAGACAACAACUACCCAUCAUCUACCACCAGCAGCAACGACAUCCAACCCUUUCCCUCACACGACCCCAUCCUCAACCCAGCCAACCCAGGUAGUCAUCACGCAAACCUUCAACAAACCCACGACGUCGAUCCCGCCACCAAACCCCACCAAACUGUUCCUGAUUCCCCUCGGCGACGACAAAACAGCAGCCCUCCCCAGCGCGCCAGCCGCCGUAACAAGGAAAAUCGAAGGUCCCGACACCGACGCGUUAACAACGACUACCGUUAAUAACGGCACGCCCACUGUGUCGGUCUUCUUGACCGUCACAGUGACCAAGGUGCAGAAGGAGACAGUCACGGCGACAGCUCCCAGUCAACUUGGAAAAAGGAGCGUUUUCGCCCGUCGACCAAACGACCAGGCACGACGUGUAAUUUGA